GUGUGACGCAGAUGUCAGUCUCCCAGGCAGCAGCUGAGACCGUUCGGCGAAGAUGGCGGACUCGCUGUCGACAGGUCUGGGAGAGGAGAAGGAGAAGGAGGACAGGGAGAGGGACAGGAAGGCUGCCAAAACAGAGAAUAACAAGGACAAGGACGGAGUCACGGAGACGUUGGGGUUUAACGACAAAAACGGCAACAGUAAGGGAAGGAAACGCAACCUGUCAGACCUGUCUCUGGUCAGGUUUAUAACUACUGAGCUCACCAGAGGCUAUUUCCUGGAACACAACGAGGCCAAAUACACAGAACGCAGAGAGAGGGUCUACACCUGCCUCCGCAUCCCCAAGGAGCUGGAGAAGUUGAUGACGUUCGGCUUCUUCCUCUGUCUGGAUGCCUUCCUCUAUGUGUUCACCCUGCUGCCCCUCAGGGUGCUGCUGGCCCUAUUACGGCUCCUUACGUUGCCAUGCUGCGGUCUCGGUGGCUCCCGCCUACUGCAGCCAGCGCAGGUGUGUGAUGUGCUGAAAGGCUUCAUCAUGGUGCUGUGUUACUCUAUGAUGAGCUACGUGGAUUACUCCAUGAUGUACCACCUCAUCAGGGGACAGUCUGUCAUCAAACUCUACAUCAUUUACAACAUGUUAGAGGUGGCGGACCGCCUGUUCUCAUCAUUUGGCCAGGACAUCCUGGACGCUCUGUACUGGACAGCCACAGAACCCAAAGAGAAGAAGAGAGCGCACAUAGGCGUGAUUCCUCACUUCCUCAUGGCUGUGCUCUACGUCUUUCUUCAUGCCAUCCUCAUCAUGGUUCAAGCCACAACUCUUAACGUAGCCUUCAACUCCCACAACAAGUCCCUCCUCACCAUCAUGAUGUCAAACAACUUUGUGGAGAUCAAAGGAAGCGUGUUUAAGAAGUUUGAAAAGAACAACCUUUUCCAGAUGUCAAACAGCGACAUAAAAGAGAGGUUCACCAACUAUAUCCUCCUGCUCAUCGUCUGUCUGAGAAACAUGGAGCAGUUCUCAUGGAACCCUGACCACUUGUGGGUGCUGUUUCCUGAUGUAGUCAUGGUGAUAGCCUCAGAGGUUGCCGUGGAUGUCGUCAAGCACGCUUUCAUCACCAAAUUCAAUGACAUCAGUGCUGACGUAUACGGGGAAUACCGCGCCAGCCUUGCCUUUGACCUCGUCAGCAGUCGACAGAAAAAUGCUUAUACAGACUACAGCGACUCAGUAUCCAGAAGAAUGGGCUUCAUCCCUCUUCCUUUAGCUCUGCUGUUGAUCAGAGUAGUGACCAGCUCAGUGAAGAUCCAGGGUUCGCUCUCAUUUAUGUGUGUGCUGCUGUUUUACUUGGGGAUGAUCACUCUAAAGGUGCUCAACAGUAUCGUUCUGCUGGGGACGUCUUGUGUGUUCGUCAAAGAGGCCAACAUGGAGGAAAAGCUCUUCGACCCUCCACCCUCCGCCGUUUCUAGCCGCGUAAACUCCAGAGCUCACCGGACCAAACAUGUUCACACUGCACCACAGCAAGAGCCCACAACUGACAAAGCAGGAAUAUCUCUGGCAUCAGUUAACCCUCCGCCCGCAAAUGUGGCAGAGAGCUCCGCCCCCACAAUCCCCAAGAGCGACUCGGACACCUUCCUGACUACGCCUGACGAGGAGGAGGAUGACAAAAUCAUCAACGCCGACACGGGACUGGAAGGGGACGGACUCAAACACAGAACACCCAAGAAAGACUUGCUGGAGAUAGACCGUUUCACCAUCUGUGGCAACCGAAUUGACUGAAUGCCUCAGGAACAAGCAGUGUGUCCUGGCAACACAGCAAGGUUCAGGGAUCAGAUGCGGGUCACGGAGCACGCUCAAAGCAGACUUAUUCUUGUUCACCUGACCCCAGGAGUAUUUAUUAAUUUAUUACUGACAAAACCAGCCAAGGCAUAAAGCUGUUACUAUAAGCAUCAGAGGCCACGUCAGACGCUCCAGCUGGUCCGGUCCUUGUCUUGUGAACCAGGUAGACUCUGAGAAGUAGCUGUGGUUGUCGUGGCAUGCCUGCAGACAUGCACAACAGGGGAAAAACUGGCACGCACAGCUGGAGCAGAGCACGAAGAGAGAAACAAAUCUUCAUCUGUGAAAUUGUACAAAAUGUACAAAAUGGGUCUCUGUGUGAUCAUAGGAUCAUUACAGCUGGACUGUGCGAGCUUGUGUGUGUGUGUGUGUUAAAAAGCACAAUCAUAUGUACAGCGAGGAGUUGUUUUUAGAGAGAACAAAACUUGUCAAUUUUUAAUUUUUUUUUUUUUUUUUUUCAAAAGUCUGAAAAAAUCUAAUAUUUGAAAUGAAAUUUUUAUGAAAAAUCUUUUUUCUAAAAUUGAAGGUGUUCAGCUGCAGGUCAAAGACUCACAAUCACAUUUAACACAUUGUCAAACUCCCAAAGUCGUUCUGCAGACACACACCGACACACACUUUUGAAUUGAGUUACCGCGAUGAGCCCAGAUGUCCAUAGCCAAAGUCUGCCAGGUUAAACAUGACAGCAAUAACACUACGUACACUCUUGCAUGAACGCAUUGUCUUCAGUCACAGCUUGGUCACAGAGUUGACUUUAACUUUUAGAUACAGAUAAAGUUUGGAGGUUUUAUUAUCAUGCCAGUUGUGUUGAUAUUGUUACUUUAAGGCACUGAAAUAAGACGGCGCCUGUUUAUAAAGGCUCUAGAAUUUAAUUUGAAGUGAACACCAAGUUUGGAAGCUAUUUCAUUUUAAAGUGAUUAUUUUUUUGUUUGUUUGUUUCAAAUAAGCUUCUUAUAAAUAUG
Messenger RNA from Thunnus maccoyii (southern bluefin tuna), 2781 nucleotides. It is a transcript of the gene tapt1b, whose product is annotated as transmembrane anterior posterior transformation 1b. Bases 53 to 1765 code for a protein of 570 amino acids. Lineage: Eukaryota; Metazoa; Chordata; Actinopteri; Scombriformes; Scombridae. The record is from RefSeq and is a predicted model, not a curated record. Gene Ontology annotation, cellular component: endoplasmic reticulum membrane; ciliary basal body. Gene Ontology annotation, biological process: maintenance of protein localization in endoplasmic reticulum; positive regulation of cilium assembly. The transcript has 14 exons.